CUUCCCCGGCCCAGGAAGACGACGCUGAGGUAUAUUUAUCUGCACCAACUCAAGCUCAUGAAGUCUCUGUGUCCUUCACCAAUUGCAUCUUCUCACUUAACUGUAACCAGCUGCCUGAAAAAGAACUGGUUAUUUGUGACAAGCGCAUGCUUCACCCCACUGCAGCUCUCCAGUGCAACGGCUGUUUCAUGAUGCUGCAGGACGGCAGCUGUAUGCUAGGCAAACACACCUGCACAGCAGCUCAGGGGGAAUCCUGCUUUACCCGUAAAAUCACUAUAGCGGGCUUUAUCAAUCGUGUGGAGCGGGGCUGCACGUCCAUCUGCGAGGAUACGGAGAUCACUGAAGACUACUACAAGGACACCACCCAGUGCUGCACAGAUGCGGACUUCUGCAACAUCCACAACCCCUUCCCCAAAUUCUCCGAUUACGCCUAAGGGGAGGCUGGCGUUCAGGGCUGGCAGGGACGCCACGUUCUCCCCCGGCUCUGGGUUAGUCUCUCACGCCCCUCGCCUCAUGUAAAACCCAGCAGGACCCAAGACCAUCCCCUGGUGCCAUCCUCAAUCACACGCUCCUGUCGGCUACAAACUAUAUUUAAAUUAGGAAAUGAGCUCCACCCUCUGGCUCCACCCCACUCCCCCUGGCCACGCCCUGCUUCCCCAUGGCCCCUCCCCUUGCCUGGCUGCCCUCCCCCCAUCUUGCUGUCCCAGGCCCAGCACCCAAACUGGUGCUUUGCUGCUGUUCCGUAGUUGAAGGUGCCUGUAUCAGGGUGAUACACCCUCCCCCACAGCUGUCGUUUCAGAGUUGCCGCUGCCCCAUGAGAAUAUUAAGGGGGCUCCCCCUUUCCCUUCACAUCGCUCUGUGCAGGGCACGCAGUUUGCCAGCUGGGGAGGCUACAAUGCAGAGGGGACCCCUUGUUGCAUGCCAACCAGUGGGACCCACUCAAUUCUCCCUCCAUGUUUCCCUGUACACUGGGCCCCAGGCAACUAGCUGGCAGAGCCAUGCCUGGGACAGGAACCCGGACAGCAGGGCACUCAGGGAUUUCCUCCUCUGCAGCGUGCCCAGCUCCCUGCCUGGCUGAUCCCCCGGAGCUCCCCCUGCCCUCGGAAAUGAAUCCUGCCCGUCUCCCUGCCGUAAUCCAAACCCCACUGUGCCUGGGGCAGUCCCUGGUCUCUGAGUGAUCCUGGAAUGGGGUCACUCUGUACAGAUCACAUCCUGCCAUUCCAUUCAGCCACACACACUCGCGCGGUGUCUCUGAAACGCUGCCUCCCUGCUGUGCCCAGGGUGUGAUCCUGGCUUGCUGUUAUCUGCAGCUGAGAUUCUGCUGAUGAAACGCCUGCACUUAUCUCCCUCUUUGUCAUAUUUUGCUCUUUUGUUUCCUGGUGCAAUAAA
Messenger RNA from Mauremys mutica (yellowpond turtle), 1389 nucleotides. Its product is annotated as prostate stem cell antigen-like. NCBI's taxonomy places the organism in Eukaryota, Metazoa, Chordata, Testudines, Geoemydidae. The record is from RefSeq and is a predicted model, not a curated record. Bases 147 to 434 code for a protein of 95 amino acids. The transcript is spliced from 4 exons.